GCGACCCCCUUUCUCCUGUUUCUAAAAAGUCAUCUUCUUUCUCUCUCUCUCUCCAACCCUAAACAAAAAGCAUUGUUUCUCUUUUUGAACCACUAAAACACUCCUCCACGCGCCACGAACUCCUCCACACACCACUUUCCCUCCACAUGGCGUCUGACGCCGUCAAAUACAUGCCGAUUAACGGCGGAACAACCACCACCGCCGCCGCAGAAAUAAGAAGCUUCUUAUCCGCCGUGAAGCCACGAAAAACAUCAACUUUCGCUUACGCGUUUGUAAUAACCUUCGUCUCUUUCACUCUCUUCUUCGCCUUUAGUCCUUCUCCGAACUCAUCUUCUCCUUGGUUCUCUAACAUCUUCUCCUCCUCCGCCGUGGCUUCUUCAUCGGAAACCACUUCCGGAUCUCACUUCUCUUCGAUCUUCUCCUACAUCAUCCCCAAUGUCACUAACCCCACCAAUAGAUCUAGCGACGCCACGUCUAACACCACCUCCCCUGUCUCCGUAAACUCCACUUCGCCGCCGGAAAACCAAACUCCGGUUGUUAAAAACACAACCUUUGAAUCUCCGGUCGUAAACCAGACAAACCCAGUUGUAAAAAACAGUUCUUUGCAAGCACCACCGCCGGAAAAUCGAACUCCGGUUGAUAAAAACACAACCUUUGAAUCUCCGGUCGUAAACCAGACAAACCCAGUUGCAAAAACCAGUUCUUUGCGAGCACCACCGCCGGAAAACCGAACUCCGGUUGCUAAAAACGCAACCUUUGAAUCUCCGGUCGUAAACCAGACAAACCCAGUUGCCAAAAACAGUUCUUUGCAAGCACCGCCGCCGGAAAACCGAACUCCGGUUGAUAAAAACACAACCUUUGAAUCUCCGGUCGUAAACCAGACCAACCCAGUUGCAAAAACCAACACUUCACAACCUCUGCUUCCGACAGGAUCAAGUAAUCAGACGACAGCUCCGUCGCCGUCGAAAGCACCACCAGUGUCGGUGGAUCUGCCGGUCAAUUCAACUUCCUCAACUCCUAAACCGGGAAAGCAAACCGGUGACUCUGUUUCUUUAUUGGAACAAGAGAUCGAGAAAUGGAGUGAAUCACUAAAAGACUGUGAGUUCUUCGACGGUGAAUGGAUCAUGGAUGAUUCGUAUCCUCUCUACAAACCCGGUUCGUGUAAGAUCAUCGAUGAACAGUUCAACUGUAUUUCAAACGGAAGACCCGACAAAGACUUUCACAAACUCAAGUGGAAACCUAAGAAAUGUAGUUUACCAAGGUUAAAUGGAGUUAUAAUGUUGGAGAUGCUUAGAGGAAGAAGGCUAGUGUUUGUGGGUGAUUCUUUGAAUAGGAACAUGUGGGAGUCUCUAGUUUGUAUGCUUAAAGGAUCAGCUAAAGAUGAGAGUAAAGUCUAUGAAGCUAGUGGUAGACAUCAUUUUCGUGGGGAAGCUGAGUACUCCUUCGUCUUCCAAGAUUAUAAUUGCACGGUGGAGUUCUUUGUUUCACCGUUUUUGGUUCAAGAGAAUGAGAUUGUUGACAAGAAGGGAACCAAGAAGGAGACGCUACGUCUUGAUUUGGUUGGGAAGUCCUCAGAGCAGUACAAAGGAGCUGAUAUUAUUGUCUUUAAUACCGGACAUUGGUGGACUCACGAGAAAACAUCCAAAGGGGAGGAUUAUUAUCAAGAAGGGAGCAAUGUGUACCACGAACUCGCUGUACUCGAAGCGUUCCGUAAAGCUUUAACCACAUGGGGUCGAUGGGUUGAGAAGAAUGUGAACCCUAACCAGUCCCUUGUCUUCUUCCGUGGCUACUCGGCUUCGCAUUUCAGUGGUGGACAAUGGAACUCAGGAGGAGCUUGCGACAGCGAAACGGAACCGAUCAAGAACGAGACGUACCUAACACCGUACCCGGAUAAAAUGAAGGUGCUAGAGAAAGUGUUAAAGGGUAUGAGAACGCCGGUAACGUAUCUUAACAUCACUAGAUUAACGGACUACAGAAAAGAUGGUCACCCUUCAGUGUACCGGAAACAAAACUUAUCGGAUAAAGAAAAGAAAACGCCGUUGCUGUAUCAAGACUGUAGUCACUGGUGUCUACCUGGAGUUCCUGACUCUUGGAAUGAGAUUCUAUAUGCUGAGCUGCUUGUUAAACUCAACCAGCUUGGUAAAACACGACCGAAUCCUUAAAAAGGUUUUUUUUUCAUCUCAGAACAUUUGUUUGGUGAUGAUCUCAAUACUUUGCUUUCUUCUGCUUUAAAUUGUUUUUGGUUUAUAAUAGAAUGUGUAGGGUUAGAAAAGGAUGAAAAAGUAUGAUUUACUCUCUUAUAUCUUUGCUACUUUUUAUUGUAAAUGCUUUUGUUACCACGGUUACUAUACUUAGCUCCAAAGAGAAGUUACAUAUUUUAAUAUUUUGAUCCCAAUAAUCUCUGUUACAUAUGCUGGAUUAUCUAUGAGGUGGAACAUUGUUUCUUGGGGGUUUUUAAAACUUUUUGCGGCCUCUAUGAAACAGAAUAGCUUUAUGCAAAUUCUGGUUUCAACUUGUUGUAAACCAUAUUUUUAUUCUUUACCAUUUAGCAAAAAAAAAACAUUGUUAUUUUUUGAUGUUGAAAUAAAGUUUUGGGUUUAGGAAUAAUGUAAAUGUAAACGCAAGACUUUGCAUAUGGAAGCAUGGACGUGAGAGACUGUCAAUCACCGACAGUUCCGACAAGAUUUGUCUAGUUUUGGAAAAUAAAAUAUAGGAUCUGAAGACAAUGGGUUCGGUCCCGAGUCUCACAUGGGAUGUUUGGACUUUUGUUGACUAAGAAGAAAGCUCUUUUAAAAAUGUUCAUUAGGACAAAUGCUUUUAUGAGUUCAGUGCGAUCGGAUCCAACCUGGUGCAGUUGUUCUCCACGUGACGUACUUUCUUACCUUUUUAAUUAUGUAUUAAUGUAAAGAGUAAAUAUAUACAUGUGACUAUUUGGUUGGAGAUUAGGAAAAAGCAGAUACAAUGUGUUUAUGUUUGUGUAGAAACUAAGAUAAGGGAUGCUUACAAAUUGAAGAAAGCUGGAAAUAUCUGAAGUACGCAGUACGAAACUCAACUGUCGUACAAAAUUGCUUUAUUUAACGAGAAAAGUAGCGAGUGACAUUUUGUUGACGACAUAGCUAUAAUAAAUUGGAC
Messenger RNA from Eruca vesicaria subsp. sativa (arugula), 3132 nucleotides. The record is from the annotation of a GenBank genome assembly. NCBI's taxonomy places the organism in Eukaryota, Viridiplantae, Streptophyta, Magnoliopsida, Brassicales, Brassicaceae.